AUGCGAGCGGUGCUCGUUUUAUAUUUCAGGUACUUCUUGCAAUGGGAUGAUAACUUGUCUACAGCCAUCUACCACACAUUCGUUGCUCUGUGCUACUUGACACCCAUCCUCGGGGCGCUCAUUGCAGACUCUUGGCUGGGAAAGUUCAAGACAAUUUUCUUCCUGUCCAUUAUCUAUACGAUUGGACAGGCAGUCACUGCUGUGAGCUCCAUAAAUGACCUGACAGAUCACAACCGGGAUGGCUCUCCUGAUAAUUUAUCACUGCACAUUGCUCUGUCCAUGAUUGGCUUGAUCCUCAUUGCACUUGGUACUGGUGGGAUCAAACCUUGCGUGUCAGCAUUCGGUGGAGAUCAGUUUGAUGAUGACCAGGAAAAAGAAAGAACUACAUUCUUCUCUAUCUUUUAUUUGUCUAUUAAUGCUGGGAGCCUCCUAUCAACUAUAAUCACCCCAACGCUCAGAGGUGAGUCUCCACAUUUCAAACAGCGAUGUUACCCACUAGCUUUUGGAGUUCCUGCUGCCCUCAUGGCUUUCUCUUUAAUUGUGUUCGUACUUGGAAGCAAAUUGUACAAGAAAGUUAAACCUGAAGGAAACAUAAUGAUUCAAGUUUUCAAAUGCAUUGGAUUUGCCAUCAAAAACCGGUUUCGGCAUCGCAGCAAGGAGUUCCCCAAGAGAGAGCACUGGCUAGACUGGGCCAGUGAAAAGUACAGCAAACGACUGAUUGCCCAAACUAAGAUGGUGUUGAAGGUGCUUUUCCUUUACAUCCCUCUCCCCAUGUUCUGGGCACUUUUUGACCAGCAGGGAUCAAGAUGGACACUGCAAGCCACAACCAUGGAUGGGAAGAUUGGAAUACUGCAGGUGCAGCCAGACCAAAUGCAGGUGGUGAAUCCAAUCCUGAUUGUUUUAAUGGUCCCAGUUGUUGAUGGUGUGGUUUAUCCUUUAAUCAAGAAAUGCAAGAUCAAUUUUACGCCCCUGAGGAAGAUAACAGUUGGGAUGUUCCUUGCAUCUUUGGCUUUUGUUGCUGCUGCCCUUCUGCAAGUGCAAAUAGAUAAAACACUUCCAGUUUUCCCUUCAGCUGAGCAAUCUCAAGUCAAAAUAAUAAAUCUAGGUUAUUCUGAUGCAGCAGUUCAGUUCAACCCUCAACUUCAUAGUGUGAAUGUAUCGUCUCUGAUGUCGACGGACUACCUGACACUUGAGAAUUCUCAGUUGCAAUCACUAACCAUAAAGUCUGGAAGCAACGCUCUAAGUCAAAAUAUCAAGCUGCAAGGGGGAAGCCGUUACACUCUUUUGGUUAAAAAUACUUUCUUGGGCAUCUUUGCUGGAUUGGUGUUUGACAAUGUCACAUCAAAACCAGAAGAAGGAAAUAAUCUCAUCAGGGUCAUAAACAACAUUCCAUUAACUCUCAACAUCUCUGUGAAAGACAUUUCUUUUGGAUCAAUGCCGUAUCUUUCUGUCAGUAAUUACGAGUUAAUGCCGGGAGGAAGUAAAUAUGGAUUUGUUAGAACUUCAAUACCUUGUGUAGUUGGUGUAAGAGAUUUUGGAUAUGGCGGUGUCCAUACACUUGUAGUUAAUGGGUGUCCUAACUACACUCUUGAUGUAAGGUAUUUUGACGAUAUCCCACCCAACUCAGUCAGUAUCGCUUGGCAGAUCCCACAGUAUUUUAUUCUUACAUGUGCAGAAGUAGUCUUCUCUGUCACAGGGCUGGAGUUUUCAUACACACAGGCUCCAUCUAAUAUGAAGUCAGUGCUGCAGGCAGGAUGGCUGCUAACGGUGGCUAUUGGAAACAUAAUUGUCCUUAUCGUGGCUGGAGCAUCUGGACUCAGCGAGCAGUGGGCAGAGUAUGUGCUAUUUGCUGGUUUGCUAUUGGUAGUUUGCGUCAUUUUUGCUGUCAUGGCUUAUUUUUAUACCUAUAUUGAUCCAAAUGAGAUUGAAGCGCAGCUUGAUGAGGAAGAGGAGAAACAAGUCAAUGACAAUCCAGAAGUCUCUGAAAAGCGAGUGGAAGCUGACUCUCAGUUGUAA
This is a messenger RNA of Mesitornis unicolor (brown roatelo), 2016 nucleotides long. RefSeq names its product solute carrier family 15 (oligopeptide transporter), member 1 (gene SLC15A1). Gene Ontology annotation, biological process: oligopeptide transport; transmembrane transport. The record is from RefSeq and is a predicted model, not a curated record. Gene Ontology annotation, molecular function: dipeptide transmembrane transporter activity. The coding region runs from base 1 to 2016 and encodes 671 amino acids. The transcript is spliced from 21 exons. NCBI's taxonomy places the organism in Eukaryota, Metazoa, Chordata, Aves, Mesitornithiformes, Mesitornithidae. Gene Ontology annotation, cellular component: membrane.